This is a messenger RNA of Uloborus diversus, 736 nucleotides long. Its product is annotated as MKI67 FHA domain-interacting nucleolar phosphoprotein-like. The coding region runs from base 139 to 717 and encodes 192 amino acids. Gene Ontology annotation, biological process: maturation of LSU-rRNA from tricistronic rRNA transcript (SSU-rRNA, 5.8S rRNA, LSU-rRNA). Gene Ontology annotation, cellular component: nucleolus. NCBI's taxonomy places the organism in Eukaryota, Metazoa, Arthropoda, Arachnida, Araneae, Uloboridae. The transcript is spliced from 2 exons. Gene Ontology annotation, molecular function: RNA binding. The record is from RefSeq and is a predicted model, not a curated record.
ACUACUUCCAAAUUUACAAUGUUUUGAUCACGUGAGAAACAGAAUGUGGUAAAAAAAGUAGUAAAAAUUAUACUAUUAAAUUAUUAUUUUUAAUAGGAAUUUCAUCACAAGCAGGUUUAACUAUCUUCAUCUGCCAAGAUGAUGAACGCAUUUGUAGAAAAUGUGAAAAGGAAGAUAAGUAAGAAAGUGGUUCCCGCAAAAGAUGGUGAUAAGAAAAAGAAGAAAAGGCCAAAGAAGAAGAAGGAAGAAAUUCUUGACGAUUCAGUCCCUGGAACAGUGUAUGUGGCUCACAUUCCUCACGGGUUUUAUGAAAAAGAAAUGCGUAAAUAUUUCUCCCAGUUCGGUAAAGUCCUUCGUUUGCGUGUGGCGAGAAGUCGCAAAACCGGUGGUGCAAAGGGAUUCGCUUACAUCGAAUUUGAAUGCAGUGAAGUUGCAAAAAUUGUAGCAGAGACCAUGAAUAACUAUUUGUUCUUUGAGAAAUUGCUAAAGUGUGAAUAUGUACCUCCUGAAAAAUUGCAUCCUAAUGCUUUCAAGGGAUGGAAACGGGGUGCUCUCACCAGCCGUACCCUCAGUAGAUUCAGACAGAACCAUAUUCGCAGCGACAAAGCUGUCAAGAGUAGCAGACAGAGACGAACAAGGAGACUAAAAAAGCUAAGAAAUGAUUUGAAAGAGCAAGGAAUUUCCUUUAAUAUAGAACCACUGUUGCAAAAGAAAUAAUAAAUCUAUUUCAUUUCAA